Colletotrichum godetiae is the source of this 480-nucleotide messenger RNA. RefSeq lists its product as uncharacterized. NCBI's taxonomy places the organism in Eukaryota, Fungi, Ascomycota, Sordariomycetes, Glomerellales, Glomerellaceae. The transcript has a single exon. The record is from RefSeq and is a predicted model, not a curated record. Bases 64 to 306 code for a protein of 80 amino acids.
GUGCCUCACCACCAAUGGUCCAAUAUCGUGUCCCAGUGUUGCAGGACAAAGCUUGCCUCUCGUAUGCUUAUUAUAUCUGCUGUCAACGUUAAUGGUUGCCCAGGCCAAAGUCAAAAAUUCAGAAUUAUUUCCCUCUCGAGUCUGGCUGGAUUCACUUUAGCACCCCAUGCCUUGUUCGUUGCCAAGGGCACUUCCUUGACAUGGCAAAACUUCAAAAGACAUCCGAUGACGAUGACGAGCCUCGGGCCGCCCGGUGGCAGCAGCAACAUAAUUACAAUCUCGCCCAGAACUAGCAUUAGGACAUGAUACACCCAGUAUCGGUCAGCAACAUCGACGAUUCAGCAGCCAUCGUACGCAUUUUUUUUCUCGCUAUGUGGGCUGGAUCGUUGAUGCUGCCACUGCCACUGCCGCCGCCACCACCAACACCAACACCAUUACCUACCUACCUACCUACCUCUAGCAACUCCAACGCCAGCGCCA